Molecule: messenger RNA, 2227 nt
Organism: Sorghum bicolor (sorghum)
Lineage: Eukaryota; Viridiplantae; Streptophyta; Magnoliopsida; Poales; Poaceae
Product: homeobox-leucine zipper protein HOX13
Exons: 3
Coding region: 1001-1876 (291 amino acids)
Biological process (GO): positive regulation of DNA-templated transcription
Cellular component (GO): nucleus
Molecular function (GO): sequence-specific DNA binding; DNA-binding transcription factor activity, RNA polymerase II-specific
Source: RefSeq, a predicted model, not a curated record
UAGCCAUCUUCAUCGAGGUUGGCCAACAAACUUAUCUAGAUGAUGUAGCAUUGUCUUUGUUGUUGGGUCUAAACUGUUUGUUACAUGGGUUAAAGUUGAAAGGAAAAUUAUAGUUUUUUCCUUACCUUUUGUUCUACGCUUUAUGGUUUAAUGAUUUUCUUCUUCUUGGUAAGGCCGUAAGGGUGUGCUGCAAUUGCAAUACCUUAUGAAUUACUAUCUUUAGUUACCAUCUUCCCCAAUUCGAGGUGGAUUACUGUUCUUGUAGAACUUGUCUUCUAGAAUGGGAAUGUCAAGGUAGGUUUCUUAACAGCGUUGAUUCUUUUGGGUAAAAAAAUAAAAAAACUCGUCUUGUUCAAAACAAAAUCGGAGACCAAAUUCAGUUCUAAAACGGAGGAACCGGCAUUGGCCCCAACUGGCAAUGCUACCACAUGGAUCCUACAAAAAUCUCUGGCACAUGACAUCGCGGCGCUGUCCAACUCCAACCGGCGAGCUGCUUGCUUUUAUUUAUACGAGCCCCAUGGCCGCUUGCAUCAGUCGUUUGCCCCUGUGGUCUCUCUCCCCCUCUCCUGCAGCUCAACAAGGAAGAAGAGGGACUCCACCACCACACCACUUGCUCCAUCUUUAGAGCACGACUUACGAAGAGUGCCCAGGCCAUCGCCGCCGACCAACAAAAGCCCCCUCGUUUGUUCGUGGAACUCGGCUCCUGCAGUCUUGCUUUCCAAAGACACUCCUGCCCCAGUCUCAUAAUUGCUUAGAAUAGAAUCACCACCAUUUCCGAAUCCUUCCAGAGCUGCCGAUCACAGAUGAGGAGGCAAUCCAAGAGGCCCACCGCCAGCCGUGAAUCCCCAGAAACAGCUCGCUGUCACAAAGCUGCAGAAAGAAUGUUCCUUGCAUUUUAGGGGAAUUCGAGCCUCUGGUAGUUAAAUCGCACGCACGCGCGUGUUGUAUUGCAGUGGAGAAGCUGGCGUUCGCGGAGGAAGAGGCCCUGACGGCGGGGAAGAUGGAGCCCGACGAGGGCGAGAUGGACGUCGACGUGGACGACGAAGAGGAGGACGAGCUGGCCGGCGGGCGCGGCGCGGCGCGGUCGUCGCCGUGCGGGCUCGGCGAGAAGAAGCGGCGCCUGUUGCAGGAGCAGGUGCGCGCGCUGGAGCGGUGCUUCGAGACGGACAACAAGCUGGACCCGGACCGCAAGGCCCGCAUCGCGCGCGACCUCGCCCUGCAGCCGCGCCAGGUCGCCGUCUGGUUCCAGAACCGCCGCGCCCGCUGGAAGACCAAGACGCUGGAGCGCGACUUCUCGGCGCUGCGCGCGCGCCACGACGCCCUCCGCGCCGACUGCGACGCGCUCCGCCGAGACAAGGACGCACUCGCCGCCGAGAUAAGGGAGCUGAGGCAGAAGCUGCUGUCCAAGGCGCCGGAGGCUGCGGUGAAGCUGGAGGCGACGACGGGCAAUGACGCGGCGGAGGAGCGCCAGACGACUGCCGGCGCGCCGCCCGCGGGGGUCUGCAAGGACGGCUCCUCGGACAGCGACUCCAGCGUGGUCUUCAACGACGUCGAGACGUCGCCGUACUCCGGCGCUGCGGCGUUCGAGCAGCCGGCCUUCGUCGGGUUCGAUGCGCCGUUCUUGGACACAUCGGCGGCGGCACCGACAGGCUGCUCGUCUCCCCCCGUGUUCGAGCCCAAGUGGCAGCACGGGCCGACGACAUACCCUUUCGACUCGUACAAGACCUGCGCCGGCGGCGGCUAUGGCUUCACGGAGGAGUGGCUCGCCAGCUCGGACGUCAUCGGCAACGACGGCGCGGCGGGCUUCUUCUCCGAGGAUCACGCCUCCAGCCUCAACUUUAGCUGGUGCGCGAGUGGCGUCCAGGGAUGGGAGUGACCGAGGGUUUUUGAUCUGCAGGGUUAGUGUAAAAACCUGUGUCAUGUCAUGUUACGGUGGCAUUGUACGUGCAUGGAACUCGAGUUGCAACAAGGCACCUAGUGUGGCCAAAGCUAGCAGGCGGGAACAGGAGCUUUAGUACUAGCCAGUGACAAUAACGGAUAACUUGAGCCAAGCUAGUGGAUGUAAUGUAAAAAGUAAAAGGAAGCCGUCGUGCCACUACCACUUGGAUGCAAUGCAGCGAAUCGGCACCGAGAGCAUCUAAAUGAGGCAACGGGGAAUUGAUAAGCAGGCUGCAAUUUAUGCCGGCUAUAAUAAGUCAAAUUUCUAAUGAAAAUACGUGUUCUAGUA